AUUGGAUAUGAUUAUGAUAUCAUAAUCAUCAUAAGUGUUCGCUGGUGCAGUAUAUAAAAGUACAAACACUGACUUACCUUUGAUUAAUUUUCGUGUCGAUCCGAAGCUGUUACUUACUUGUUUCAAACUUGAGAUUCAUUCAUGGCUUCCUCGUUGUCUUCGACUUCACCUACUGUUACUGCUUCAUCUGCUUCUUCCACCACCAAAUCUUCACGUUUUUCUCAUUCCUCCAUCUCUUUCCCUCUUCUCUCUCCUAAUUCCAACAACACCCUCCGCCACUUUUUCACCAAGGGAUGCCCGCCUAGUCAUAUGGUAUUAUGCCCCAGAAUUAAGGCCCAGUUAAAUGAGGUUGCCCUUGAUGGUUCUUCCAAUGAUGUGCCUCCUAUUACAGCCAAAUCAGAUGUGGAACCACCGACCACACCUUCAAUUGAACCAUCUUCUUCAGUCUUGGAAAAUGAAGAAUCAAUCUCUCAGUUUUUUACUCAAGUUGCAAGUCUUGUCAAGCUUGUUGAUUCAAGAGACAUUGUAGAAUUGAAGCUGAAGCAGCUAAACUGCGAAGUAUUAAUCAGGAAAAAAGAGGCUAUGCCUCAACCAGAAUAUGCUCCUCAACCGGCAGUGGUGUAUUCACCACCUUCGCAAACGGCGCCACCUGUUGUGCCAUCGCAUACUCAGGCUCCUCGUACUCCUUCACCGUCAACUUCUCCCCUUGCUCUCAAGGCACCUAAAUCAUCACGCCCGCCUCUUAAAAGCCCCAUGGCAGGGACAUUCUACCGAAGUCCUGGACCGGCUGAACCUCCGUUUGUGAAGGUUGGAGACAAAGUAAAGAAGGGGCAAGUUUUAUGCAUCAUUGAGGCAAUGAAAUUGAUGAAUGAAAUAGAAGCUGAUCAGUCAGGAACUAUAGUUGAAAUCGUCACGGAAGAUGCCAAGCCUGUAAGCGUUGGCACUCCCCUAUUUGUGAUUGAACCGUAGAGCUGACGGAUUAUUCAAGUUGACGGACGAUAAUCUGCAGGUCGUGGUAGUUGAGAAAUGUGAGGUGUAUCAUAUUCCCCCAACCCCCCAGGUAGAGGAAGUGUAGGAAGAUUUUGUUGUGAAUUUGGAUGGUACACAGUUGAGAAGAAUUACUAGCUUAUAUUGUAUUUGUUCUCACCCUCCUCUUAUUUUUCACUGCUAAUGAUUGGACUAUGUUUUGGUGAA
Messenger RNA from Trifolium pratense (red clover), 1194 nucleotides. Its product is annotated as biotin carboxyl carrier protein of acetyl-CoA carboxylase, chloroplastic. The transcript has 7 exons. Gene Ontology annotation, cellular component: acetyl-CoA carboxylase complex. The record is from RefSeq and is a predicted model, not a curated record. Gene Ontology annotation, molecular function: acetyl-CoA carboxylase activity. Gene Ontology annotation, biological process: fatty acid biosynthetic process. The coding region runs from base 142 to 969 and encodes 275 amino acids. NCBI's taxonomy places the organism in Eukaryota, Viridiplantae, Streptophyta, Magnoliopsida, Fabales, Fabaceae.